Molecule: messenger RNA, 999 nt
Organism: Choloepus didactylus (southern two-toed sloth)
Lineage: Eukaryota; Metazoa; Chordata; Mammalia; Pilosa; Megalonychidae
Gene: RAX
Product: retina and anterior neural fold homeobox
Exons: 3
Coding region: 1-999 (332 amino acids)
Biological process (GO): positive regulation of transcription by RNA polymerase II
Molecular function (GO): DNA-binding transcription factor activity, RNA polymerase II-specific; RNA polymerase II cis-regulatory region sequence-specific DNA binding
Source: RefSeq, a predicted model, not a curated record
AUGCACCUGCCCGGCUGCGCGCCCGCCAUGGCCAACGGGAGCUUCUCGCUCGCCGGCCACCUGCUCCGCAGCCCGGGCGGGAACCCCUCGCGGUUGCACAGCAUCGAGGCCAUUCUGGGAUUUACCAAGGACGACGGGAUCCUCGGAGCCUUCCCGGCAGAGCGGGACGCCAGAGGCGCAAAGGAGAGGGAUAGGAGACCCGCCUGCCCCAAGGCGCCCGGAGGAGUUGCCGAGCCAGCUCGGGAGUACGAAGUCCCUCCCCCCUAUUGCCCUGAGGAGCCCGGGGAGGCACGGCCGAGCCCGGGGCUGCCGAUGGUGCCCGCAGUCGGCGACGCGAAGCUGUCGGAGGAGGAGGAGCAGCCCAAGAAGAAGCACCGCCGGAAUCGCACGACCUUCACCACGUACCAGCUGCACGAGCUGGAGCGCGCCUUCGAGAAGUCCCACUACCCCGACGUGUACAGCCGCGAGGAGCUGGCCGGCAAGGUGAACCUACCCGAGGUCCGGGUCCAGGUGUGGUUCCAGAACCGUCGGGCCAAGUGGCGACGGCAGGAGAAGCUGGAAGUGUCGUCCAUGAAGCUGCAGGACUCGCCCCUCCUGUCCUUCAGCCGCUCCCCGCCGUCGGCGGCACUGGCGCCCCUCGGGGUGGGUCCGGGCAACGGCGGCGGGCCGGCAGGGGGCGCCCUCCCGCUGGAGUCGUGGCUCGGGCCGCCGUUGCCGGGUGGCGGGGCCACGGCGCUGCAGAGCCUGCCGGGCUUCGGGCCGCCGGCGCAGAGCCUGCCCGCCAGCUACACGCCGCCACCGCCGCCCUUCCUGAACUCCCCGCCGCUGGGUCCCGGCCUGCAGCCCCUCGGGCCGCCGCCAGCCUACCCAUGCGGGCCUGGCUUCGGGGACAAGUUCCCGCUGGACGAGACGGACCCGCGCAACAGCAGCAUCGCGGCGCUGCGCCUGAAAGCCAAGGAGCACAUCCAGGCUAUCGGGAAGCCGUGGCAGAUCCUCUAG